AGUCUCCCCUCCGCGACGGCCGUUCGGACACAUUCGGACAAGAAUCCCAAUUUCACACUCGCUGAGCGUUCGCCUUUCCAUCCGGACUCGUUGCUUGCUUGCGCUUGGCUUCGUGCAGGGGCAGCAAAGGGGACACACAUAGCAAAACCGAAGGAGAUAUUGCGUUGGGUUGCACUUCACCUUCACACUCUUCGCCUCCGGAAUAAUGUCCAACCGAAAAGCUGCGUUGCAGAAGCUGCGGAAUGCGAAAGCAGCGGGUGUCUCCGCUUUGGAGGCCUACAAGGUAGAUGAACCCGACAAACUCGACGUCUACGACGAGGUAACGGAAGAAGAGUACAAUGCCUUCCGCCGUCGCCGCAUGGAGGAAGGCGGUGAUUUCGUGGUGGACGACGACGGUCUGGGAUACGUCGACUAUGGCCAGGAUGAGUGGGCGUCCGAACAUAGCAGUGAGGAGAGCGACGAGGAGGACGAUAAGGGCAAGGCGGGGAAAGGCAAGCGGAAACGAGGGAAAGAGAAUGAUAACAAACCUGCCGGCGGAAACAUUCAGAAUCUGUUCAAUCAACAAGCGCGGAAUCCGAAACCAAAGCCAAAAGUAGCUCCACGGACAGCCAUCUCCGACGCGACCGCGAAGGAUCUACUAGGGUCCAUUUUCGAAGAUCUCGACAAUCUCGACAACGAAGUAGACGAUCACGCGGCCAAACGGCAGAAAUCGGAACGUAUCUCGAAUGCCUUCUCGGCCUAUGUCACAUCGGCGCAGAAUCCGUUUGCGGCUUAUGCCCGGGGAUCUCGGAACACGAAUGCUGCUAACCCCGCGGUACCUAAGGAGCGUACCGUUACGAAGACCAGCGAACCCCAGGAGGAUUCUUCACCACCGGCUUUUGACAUGUCGGAUUUGCAAACGCAGGAGCCCCCACAGAUAGACGAGGAUGAAGUCGCGGACCUCCAUUCACCCGAAGCCGAUACGAGUGCAGUCGAAACGCAAGCACCCGCCCUCCCCGCACCCGUUACAGUCAAAGUAAAAGCCCUGCAAACCAGCACCGCCAAAAAACCCGCACUGAGCUUCGCACCUAAAUUCGCCCCAAAAGUGGACAGAGUCGAAGCCGAAGCGCGAGCAGAAUCAACCGUCGUCUCCGCGCCCGACAACGCCAACUGCCGUGGCUGGAUGUCGCUCAAGGAUGCGAUCCAGGUCCAGAAUAUGGAGCCGUCGCAAUCGAUGACGGAUGCGGGGUCGGCGACACAGUCAGGACCCGCGGAGUUUUUGGAGGAGGAUGGGUCAUUGAGGAUGUUCUGGUUUGAUGCGUUUGAUAGAGAUGGGGUUAUUUACCUUUUUGGAAAGGCCCAGAAUAAGAGGGACGGAAGCUAUGCGUCGUGCUGUACAAUCGUCAACAACAUGCAGCGGAACCUUUUUGUCCUCCCUCGCGCCCGUCUUCUGGACGACUCUGGCCACGAAACCGAUAUCAACGUGACCAUCCCCGAGGUAUACCGCGAAUUCGACGCUCUGCGCCGCCAACACCACAUCAAAGAGUUUGCGUCCGCUAAAGUCUCCCGCGCCUACGCGUUCGAAGUGCCCGACAUACCUGCCGAGUCGGACUACCUGAAAGUCGUGUACCCUUUCUCACAGCCGGCACUCCCCACCGGUCUCAGCGGUAAAAGUUUCAGCAAGAUUUUCGGAACCAAAACCAACGCAUUGGAGCUGUUCAUCCUGAAGCGGAAGCUGAUGGGCCCAUGCUGGGUCGAGAUCAAGAACCCCAGCAUGAUUAACCGCAACGUCUCCUGGUGCAAGCUCGAAGUCAACGUCGCCGACCCCAAAAGCAUCAGCCCCCUCAAAGACGAGCAGAUGAGCCCCACGCAGAAAAAGGCGCCCCCCUUCGUCGUCAUGAGUCUCACACUCCGCACAGUCAUGAACCACAAAAAGCACGUCAACGAGAUCGUCGCCGCCAGCGGGCUCGUGUACACCAACGUCAACGUCGACGGCGUCUCGGCGGAACAGCACCCGUCGCGGUUCACCGUCAUGCGACAGUUGAACGAGAUCCCGCUUCCUGCCGGGUUCCAUGAUCUGUUGCAACAGCAGCCGACGCGCAUCGAGGUGCCGAGGAAUGAGCGCGGGUUGCUGGGGUUCUUGAUUGCGCAGAUCCAUCGGAGUGACCCGGAUAUCAUUGUGGGGCAUAAUUUUAUUGAUUUCGAUUUGGAUGUGCUUUUGCAUCGGAUGCAGGCUUGUAAUGUGGAGCAUUGGUCGAAGAUUGGGAGGUUGAGGCGGACGAAAUGGCCGAAGCUUCAAACCGGAGCAGGAGGCACCGCCGACUCGACAUUCGGCGAACGUCAAAUCGCCAGCGGCCGCUUGCUUUGCGACACCUACCGCGCCUCACAAGACCUAAUCCGAUCCAAAUCCUACAGCCUCACCCAACUCGCCGCCUCGCAACUCAACGUCGACCGGCCCAACAUCGACUACGAAAAGAUCCCCACCUACUUCUGGGACGCGGGCAAACUUAUGGAGAUGAUCCAGCACUGCCAGUUCGACGGAUACCUCCAGGCGCAGCUCAUGUUCAAGCUGCAGAUCUUACCCCUUACGAAGCAGCUGACUAACCUCGCGGGGAAUCUAUGGGCGCGCACGAUGACGGGGGCCCGGGCCGAGCGGAAUGAGUACCUGCUCCUGCAUGAGUUCCACGAUAAGAAGUUUGUGGUGCCGGAUAAGACGCUCCCCGGAGCCAAGAUUGUAGUGGAUCAGCUGCAGGAAGGCGACGACCAGCCGGAGCCGGCUAAGAAAGCGGGUGCAAGCGCUCGAAGAAAACCGGCGUAUGCGGGUGGACUUGUUCUGGAGCCCAAGAAGGGCUUCUAUGACAAGUAUGUCCUGCUGCUGGAUUUCAACAGUCUGUAUCCGUCGAUCAUCCAGGAGUACAACAUUUGCUUCACGACGGUGGAACGCGGGCGUAAUACCGGUGGGCUUGUCCUAGGAGAUGAUCAAUUGCCCGACGUGCCCGACCCAGAGCUGCCCAAGGGUAUCCUCCCCAAACUCCUAGGCACGCUUGUCGACCGUCGUCGGGUGGUCAAGAACCUGAUGAAGGACCCUCGCGCCACACCCACGGAACUCGCGGGGUACGAUAUCCGCCAAAAAGCGCUGAAACUAACUGCCAACUCCAUGUACGGCUGCCUGGGUUUCUCGCACUCACGCUUCUACGCCAAACCGCUCGCGAUACUGAUCACUGCAAAGGGACGGGAGAUCCUCCAAGCCACGGUCGACUUGGCCGAGCAUGAGCACCUGGAAGUCAUCUACGGCGACACGGACUCGAUCAUGAUCCAUACCAACACCGAUGACCUGCAGCAGGUGAAGCGGAUUGGGAAUGACUUCAAGAAGGCGGUGAAUAAACGGUACAAUCUGCUGGAGAUUGAGAUGGAUGGGUUUUUUCAGCGGAUGUUGCUCUUGAAGAAGAAGAAGUAUGCGGCUGUUGCUGUUGAGGAGAAGGGUGGGCAGCUGGUGACGACGUUGGAGACUAAGGGGUUGGAUUUGGUAAGGAGGGAUUGGUGUGGGCUGAGUCAUGAUGUCAGUGGCUACGUGCUCAACCAAAUCUUCUCGGGCGCCUCGCGCGAAGAAGUGAUCGACAACAUCCACGCCCACCUCCGCAAAGUCGGGCUCGAAACCCGCUCGGGCCUGAUCCCCAUCCCCAAAUUCGUCAUCACCAAAUCGCUCACCAAGAACCCCGAAGAGUACGCCGACAAGAACUCGCAGCCGCACGUGCAGGUCGCCUUGCAGAUGAAGGCCAAAGGAAUCUCCGCCCGCGUUGGGGAUACCAUACCCUAUGUUAUCUGCAUCAAGGACAAGGAUGCCACCGGGGACGGAAAGUCGUCCACGGUGAACACCGCACCGACCAACCUGAUGGCUGCGAAAGCAUACCACCCGGACGACGUGGCCAACGAUGCAUCGCUGCGGAUCGAUUUCGAGUGGUACCUCGCCAACCAGGUGCACCCGCCCAUCGCGCGUCUGUGCAGCCCGAUUGAAGACACGGACGCUGGCCGGCUUGCGGACUGUUUGGGGCUGGAUCCGAGCAAGUAUAGGAAUGUGGGCGGUGGGGGUGCGGGUGGUGGCGCCGCGGCGGACUUGGAUGAGCUGUAUACGCUGGAUAGCCAAUUGACGGAUGAGGAGCGGUUCAAGGAUGUGGAGAAGUGGUGCCCGAGGUGUAGGGCGUGUGGGGAGAUGGGGGAGUUUAUGGGGUGUGUUCGGCGGGUGGACGACGGCACCCUAACCAGCUCCUUCGCCUGCCCGCACCCAACCUGCGGCACCCGCCUCAGCACCGCCUCCCUCAUCGCGCAACUCUCCACCGCGAUCCGCACCCACAUCCAGCGCUACGCCAACGCUUUCUUGAUCUGCGACGAGCAGGCCUGCGCGACCCGCACGCGCUCCAUGGGCGUCUAUGGCGAGCGGUGCCUUGUCCCGGGGUGUCAGGGCACCGUGAGGUUCGAGUACCCGGAUACGAGGCUGUAUACGCAGUUGAAGUAUUUUGCCAGUUUGUUUGAGACGAGGGAGGGGGAGAAGAGAGUGGGUGGGGAUAGGGAUUUGUUGGCCCAAUUCAACACCCUCAUCCGCCAAGACGCUGAACCCCUCACCAAAUUGGCCGCGUUCACGGACAGGUACCUGCAAAAGAACGCCCGUGGGUUUGUGGAUCUGCGGCAGGUGUUUGGGUUCUUGACCAUCAGCGGGAGCGGCAACAAGACGGGGGCGGGAACGGUUGGAGGUGUGGAAGGGCAGGUGGUUGCGGUAAAUGGGUGAAGGUGUUGAGGCGCACGGCGUAGCAGGAGCAGUUGUGCACUCCGUAUUAAAUGCGGAUACAUAAAUGUACACGCUUGGUAUGCGAAUGGAAGGGGUUUGUAUGUACAUACAUCUGAAAAUACAUAGGCUUGUGUAUAUCUGAGGGUGUGUGAACCCGCGUAAUAAUAACGCGAGAAACAACCCAAAAAGUGUUCAGCGGUGAAUUCACGUCCUCCGGUGAUCUCGGCUUGCCGCUUUAGUUCCAGCUCUUUCAGCUCAGCGGUGAGUUGAAUGAAGUCUUGUCCUGCGAUCUCGGCUUCUCGCUUCAAAUCCAGCUCUUUCAGCUACGCGGUGGGUUGAAGUCGUCCGGUGAUCUCGGCUUCUCGCUUCAAUUCCAGCUCUUUCAGCUCUGCGAUCUCGGCUUCCAGGUUCAGUUCCGACUUUUUCCGCUC
Molecule: messenger RNA, 5193 nt
Organism: Fimicolochytrium jonesii
Lineage: Eukaryota; Fungi; Chytridiomycota; Chytridiomycetes; Spizellomycetales; Powellomycetaceae
Product: DNA polymerase family B-domain-containing protein
Exons: 10
Coding region: 206-4762 (1518 amino acids)
Biological process (GO): leading strand elongation; lagging strand elongation; mitotic DNA replication initiation
Cellular component (GO): alpha DNA polymerase:primase complex
Molecular function (GO): chromatin binding; DNA-directed DNA polymerase activity; pyrimidine nucleotide binding
Source: RefSeq, a predicted model, not a curated record